Molecule: messenger RNA, 426 nt
Organism: Protopolystoma xenopodis
Lineage: Eukaryota; Metazoa; Platyhelminthes; Monogenea; Polystomatidea; Polystomatidae
Source: the annotation of a GenBank genome assembly
AGUGGCUUCUCAUACAAAUCCGACGUCUGGUCGUACGGCGUGGUGCUCUGGGAGAUUUUAACUAUGGAGGCUCCCUUUCGCGGUAUUGAGCAACCCCGGCUGAUGUAUAUAAUCGCCGAGCACAACUACACUCUAUACAUUCCUGAAGGAGUUCCUGAACUGCUUUCGAAUAUUCUCUUAAAUUAUUAUCUUAGGGAGAGUCGAAUCGGAUCAUGUUCGUUGGCCACAUCUCCCGAGGCGCAAGUAUGUUUGGUCUCUCAUUUUUUGCUUGAAGAGGCUGAUGUGAUUAGACAGCGAAUAGCUUUUGUUGAAAUUGCUAAUCUAUCCAUUGAAUUUAAAUUUGGUUUCUCACAGCCAGUGCCCUUAUGCAUCAUAAGAAAUGUUGCCACCGGAAUGGAACAGAUUAAACCAAAUAUCCUGCCGUAG